Molecule: messenger RNA, 843 nt
Organism: Nylanderia fulva
Lineage: Eukaryota; Metazoa; Arthropoda; Insecta; Hymenoptera; Formicidae
Product: endocuticle structural glycoprotein SgAbd-3-like
Cellular component (GO): chitin-based extracellular matrix
Molecular function (GO): structural constituent of chitin-based larval cuticle
Source: RefSeq, a predicted model, not a curated record
GAAGACAGCACAGUGAGAAACUUUUUAGCAGCAGCAGCUAGUAAUAUAUACUAUUUUCUAACAUGAAUUUAUUGAUAAUCAUUUUCUGUGUUCUAAUAAAAACGAUGAUGAUAUUAGCGGCAGACAGAUUAUCAGCAAAGUCAACCACUAAUAUACAGCAGUAUGUUGCGUUCGACCCAACUCCUCCACCAACAACACAUCGUUAUACAACUUCUUUUUCACCAACAACACGUCGUUAUACUACAUUACGUGGCCCAAGAUCAAUCAAGUCUCUUUACAACUACAACUAUAAUACUGAUACCGGUAUCCAGGCGCAGGAAGAGGGUCAUUUCAAUAAUGUAGGCUCUGAUCAAGAGAACCUGGAAGCGCAAGGCAGCUACACUGACAAUAAGGGCAAUACCUUCGAGGUUUCAUAUAUAGCCAAUGAGAACGGAUUUCAGCCAGAGGGUGCUCACUUGCCCACAAUACCACCAUUAAUUAAGAAAGCUUUUCAAUACAUCGCCGAACAUCCUGAAAAGAAUACAGAAUAAGGACACUGGGACAGAAAUAUGAAUGAAAUAGAUGUGUCGGAUAUAAAUAGCUGCACAAGAUGUUAAAGUCAGUGCAGUGAGAAACUUUUAAACGGCUAUCAGCUGGUUACCGUUUUAAAUAUGAACUUAUUGGUGAGUGAGUUUUUAUGAAUUUCUAUAUAAGAGAUAUUAUGUGACGCAGUGGCAAUAUUUAUACACAUGCAAUCAAAUUUUUUUGUAAUUCCAAUAUUAUUAUGAAUUAUCACAAGUAAUAUCUUUCAGUAAAGAUUGUUUUUAAUUUAAAAUUAAUCGAUAUCAAUAUGCAAAAAUGAAA